AUGGCUUCCACAGGCCCCGACGAUUGGCCCUUGGUCGCUCGGCAUUGCAGUGGAAGAAACCAGUCUCCUGUGAAUAUUGUCACAAGGACAACGCUUCCCGAUGAAAGGCUGGUUCCGUUACAACUCAUCAACUAUCAGAAAAUUUUCAGAGGUCGCAUCAUAAACAACGGACAUACCGUUCAACUAGAUCUACCCUCAAAUGUAAAGAUCCAAGGCGGAAAGCUGGCAGGGCCAUAUAAGGCCUUGCAGCUCCACUUCCACUGGGGGAAAGAUGGAGGCCCAGGGUCCGAGCAUACUAUUGAUGGAGAACGGUUCCCCAUGGAGAUGCACAUUGUCCAUAUAAAGGAAGAAUAUGAUACUUUGGACCAAGCUGUGGCAGACGACACAGGCGUGGCAGUUCUUGGGUUUUUCUUUCAGGAAUCUCCCACUCCGAAUAAGCAAUACGAACCCAUCAUAUCGGCCCUGAAAGACCUAAACCAUAAAGCGAGCAACAGCACGCUUGGCGGCGUGUCACUGGGCCGGCUAGUGCCACCGGAGGAGACUCUCGAACACUACUUCCGUUACCAGGGCUCGCUCACCACGCCGCACUGUGACGAGUCCGUCGUGUGGACGCUGUUUGAAACCCCCGUUCCGCUAAGCAGGAAACAGCUGUCUGCGUUCUGCGGUCUUCGGUCUCCCCGUGGGACGCGCAUGGUGAACACCUACCGGCCAGAGCAGCAGCUGAACGGGAGGAAGGUGUAUUACUCCGGCGGGGGCCUGCCUCUGCUUAACACCGCCCUGCUCAUCUGCUCUGUGUUGAUAUCCAGUGGACCCUCACUGCACAGCGAGAGCUGAACGUAAACACCUGUCCUGUGCAAACAAUAGCAUAGGCCUGCUGAAUAUUUAUCUAGGAUAAUGAAUAAAUGUAUAUUUAAAUGUGGCUCAA
This is a messenger RNA of Gadus morhua (Atlantic cod), 925 nucleotides long. RefSeq names its product carbonic anhydrase IV b (gene ca4b). The coding region runs from base 1 to 834 and encodes 277 amino acids. The record is from RefSeq and is a predicted model, not a curated record. NCBI's taxonomy places the organism in Eukaryota, Metazoa, Chordata, Actinopteri, Gadiformes, Gadidae. Gene Ontology annotation, cellular component: plasma membrane. Gene Ontology annotation, molecular function: zinc ion binding; carbonate dehydratase activity. The transcript is spliced from 6 exons.